Coregonus sp. 'balchen' is the source of this 33771-nucleotide messenger RNA. The record is from the annotation of a GenBank genome assembly. Lineage: Eukaryota; Metazoa; Chordata; Actinopteri; Salmoniformes; Salmonidae.
AUGUCCCUCGACGAUCCGCGGGUGGAGUGGAUCCGAAACCGGGUAUGUUCCUGUUUUUAUUUGCCGGAGCCAGGUUGUUUCGAGGAAUUGCUGAGCCGCGGAGAUGGAGAAGAAGAGCAGAAGAUAAUCCGAUUUCUGAAUGAAGUCACCGAGGAAGAGUCGGCAUCGACGAUGCUGUUUUUCAAAGGAGUCAAAGAGGAAGAGAUUGAAGUUGAAAUUCCGAAUGGUAAGUGAGUGUGGAGUAGCCAAUGUCGCGUUCAAGACCACUUGGAACUCGAAAAUCGAUAUCAGACUUCAGUGCGUUCAAGACAACUGGGAACUUCAAGUUCAACUUGGUAAAACACGAAUUCCAAUUCGGAAAGGGAGAGACUAUUGUACAAAACAUUAGGAACACCUUCCUAAUACAAGUGGCACCCCUUUUUCCCUUAGAACAGCCUCAAUUCGUCGAGGCAUGAACUCAACAAGGUGUCAGAAGUGUUCCACAGGGAUGCUGGCCCAUGUGUUGACUCCAAUGCUUCCCACAUUUGUGUCAAGUUGGCUGGAUGUCCUUUAGGCGGUGGACCAUUCAUGAUACUCACAGGAAACUGUUGAGCAUGGAAAAACCCAACAGCAUUGCAGUUCUUGACACACUUAAACUGGUGUGCCUGGCACCAACUACCAUACCCCGUUCAAAUAUGAUUAAAUAUUUUGUCUUGCCCAUUCACCCUCUGAAUGGCACACACACACAAUCCAUGUCUCAAGACUUUAAAAUCCUUAACCUGUUACCUCCGCUUCAUCUACACUGAUUUGAAGUGGAUUUAACAAGUGACAUCAAUAAGGAAUCAAACCUAAAACUGUCCCUUACCUUAACCCUAGCCUAAUUUUAAUACAUUCUAAAAUGAAAUAUCGGUUUAGGCAUCAGGCGUGUCCUUAUAGCCUUUUCCAAUCAGAAACUCUGGCAUCAUCCUAUGCCAUGCUCAAAACAACUGGGAACUCGGAAAUCUCUGACUUCAGUGCGUUCAAGACAUAGAGAAUGAUAGAGGCCUCUAGUGGCCAAAAGGCCGUAUUAGCAUGGGCAGCACCAUUGAGGGCUUCCACCAUUUUAAUGUAGUCAACUGGGUGGGACUUCCAACUUCAUUGGCUUAUCCCUCCUGGGGACCAUGUUGGAGUCAUGUCCAACUGGGUCAUAAGGAGGGAUCAGCCAAUCCUGAAGAAGAAAAUUGACUACAUCAAAAUAGAGAUUGCCUCAAUGGUGCUGCCCAUGCUGUCAUAGACGCUAUAAUGGCACAGAUACAAAGAUGAGUCAUCUAUCUAUCUAUCUAAUCUAUCAAAUCUAUCUAGCUAUCUAUAUGGUUCAAGACAACUGGGAACUCUGAAAAAAACAAGCUCAGACUAGGAAAAUUCGUUUUGAACAGUCAUCCAACUCGAAAUUCCAAUUCGAAAACUCAGACAUCUUUCUAGAUCUUCCACUUUCCAACCUGAAGAUCACUGACGUCAUGAUUUGACCUCGUUUUUUCCCAGUUCCCAGUUGUCUUGAAAGCACCAUAAUGACUGCCACUCAUCAUCACACUGGCCUUUUCUCAAUUGGAUUUGCCCAACUCCUGCAUCCUCUCAUGCUUCCUUUUGAAAAGGUCAAAGGUAAUCGAGGUGAGGUGGUGAGGAGAGGGAACGUGGACAAAAAUGUGCUUGUAUGAAACCCUCCUCCAGUUGCGCAUCAUCAGGCAAAUGGCAUUUACUAGACCAAAGCAAUUGUUGAAAAUAAAUUGAUGUAAAGUAAUUGAACAUCGAGUUGGGAAUGGAAAUUUAGAGGAAUGCGAUGAUUGGUAUAGGGCACACUUCUCUGCAAGAGCCUUCCCAAUGAUAAACUCACAGCUGGGGCUGCAACCUGGUCUCAGAGCAUUUUGUAUUAUUCUGUACGUAAAUUCAAGACACUCCAUUUAGUAUGAUAUUUUUCCACCUUGUCGGAUCGGGGAUUCAAACCAGCGACCUUUCGGUUACUGGCCCAACGCUCUUAACCGCUAGGUUACCUUCCACCCGGACCAAAGGUUCCCAGGCCAGAGAUUCCUAGGCCAGAGGUGUUUCAGGAAGAUUAGCUGACAUCAUAGCGUCAGCUAAUGGGGAUCCGAAAAUUCAGGAAGGUAGGUCCUCAGUAGGCAACUCCAAGUAGGCUUCCACCCUCUGCCUUCCACCCGGGCCAGAGGUUCCUGGUCCAGAGGUUCCUGGUCCAGAGGUUCCUGGGCCAGUACAGGGAUAAUGUCCACCUGGAUGGUCAGUUUCCUGAACCAAAGGUGCGAACAGUUCCUUGAUGGGUCCUGAGCCAGUCUUCCAGCUGGGGGCUGAAUCAGUGCCUCUCUGGUUCUCAUCUGGUAAGUCUGUUUCAUCCCACACUUCCAGUAAGGCCUGGUCUCUUGCUGAGCCACACUGGGUGUUUGGACUGGUUCCUGGGCUGGAGUUUGAUAUGUUUCCUGGGCAUCUCUGGUCCUCUGGUGGUGCGGUAGUUUAGCAGUGGUCUUGGCUGUGGUCUUUGAAAGCUCAAGGACAAAAAAACAAUAGUCUGGAAAUCAUUACUUAAGAAACAAUGAAAUCGACAAAAACAAUGGAAAUGCCAUGGAAACGUGUGGGGGAAAGAUGCCGUGGGGUAAAGAUCCCGAAUCUCCUCAUUGCCCCCCAGCAAAAUUAGCCUUGAUUUAGCAUAUUGUUUAUAUGUGUAUUUCACAAUAUGUUGAGGCAAACAUUGGAGUAUAAUGCUUGUAUGGAUGUCAACCCCAAUAUACAGUACAUGGCCAAAAGUACAUCUCAUUCCAAAAUUAUGGGCAUUAAUAUGGAGUUGGUCCCCCCUUUGCUGCUAUAACAGCCUCAACUCUUCUGGGAAGGCUUUCCACUAGAUGUUGUCACAUUGCUGCGGGGACUUGCUUCCAUUCAGCCACAAGAGCAUUAGUGAGGUUGGGCACUGAUUUUGGGCGAUUAGGCCUGGCUCGCAGUCGGCGUACCAAUUCAUCCCAAAGGUGUUCGAUGGGGUUGAGGUCAGUCCUCUGUGCAGGCCAGUCAAGUUCUUCCACACCGAUCUCGACAAACCAUUUCUGUAUGGACCUCGCUUUGUUCGUGGGGGCAUUGUCAUACUGAAACAAGAAAGGGCCUUCCCCAAACUGUUGCCACAAAGUUGGAAGCACAGAAUCGUCUAGAAUGUCAUUGUAUACUGUAGCGUUAAGAUUUUCCUUCACUGGAACUAAGGGGCCUAGCCCGAACCAUGAAAAACAGCCCCAGACCAUUAUUCCUUGUGUAAGGCUGCUCGGCCAUGGAAACCCAUUUCAUGAAGCUUCCGACGAGCAGCUCUAGCAGGGCAGAAACUUGACGAACUGAAUUGUUGGAAAGGUGGCAUCCUUUGACAGUGCCACGUUGAAAGUCACUGAGGUCUUCAGUUUAGGCCAUUCUACUGCCAAUGUUUGUCUAUGGAGAUUGCAUGACUGUGUGCUCGAUUUUACAAAUAAUCACUUAUAAAGAGUCACUGACAUCAACCAAAACUAAACAGGUGGGGUUUUAGAGGGGUUCUAAAAUACACUCAUGGGGGUGUCCACUUAAAGUUGCAUAGCAACAACAACUGGGGUCUAAAAGACACCCACCAUGAGCGCCCACUAAAUGUGCCUAAGUAGAGGCAAACCAAAAGAAAAACCCACACCCAACUUAAAGACAGGAAGCAAACCAAAAAGGUGGCGCAAAACGAAAUCGGCGAAAUCAGAUAAAGGAUUGUUUGUCUAACUAAACGUGUUAACGCUCCACAUCUAUCAAGACAACUGGAGCACUGGGCCAGCCACUCUUAAAUAGCACCUGGGCCAGCACAGGUGAAACACCUUCCCACUAAUGAGACGGCAACCAGCACAGGUAUAACACAUACUGACUAAUGAGGUGACACCAAUCGAUGCGCCCUACGUGCUAUACGUACUGAAGUCCAACCUCAAAACAUAAAUGGAAAAACCAAAACCUGUAACACCAAUCAACUGCAUUACAGUUAAAAACGACUUUGACUACCACCACCGAUUUCUGUAUGCUAGCUAUGCUACCAGCUCAUACGAAUGGGAGUUAGCAUUUAGCAGUUACUUCUUCUAAAUCUGAAGAGGGACAACUUCUAAAUGUUAUGCAGCGAAAACAGCCAAAUAUAGCCAAAUCGGACUUUAGUAACCACAUUGUGGACCUGUUACAAUACAUUACGGAUUUGACGAAUAACAACUUUUUUAGAUCAGAUUUGUAGAAUGUGCGCCAAUGACGGCGUCACAGCAUCCUGCAUUCCAUUGACCUCUUUACCGCAUCUAUGAUCUAGAAUGGUGAGGAGAUGAUGGCUGUCUCUGUGACAUCAUAAACAAAUCAUGGAUCUGAUUCAAUGCAAUUACCUAUAGCCUACAUUUUAUUUGUAUAGAUAGCAUUUUGGCUACAAGACAUUGUCACAAACUACUUUUACAGAAUUGGGAGCCUUAACUCCCCCAAAGAGCAAGCUUAUAGGGAAUAAACUGUCAGAGUCGUGUCACGAAAGUUCCCUAAACUACACUGUGAAAAAAUCGAGUUGUUUCAACUAAUUAUUAUUAAGAAACUGGUUCAACCGCCUUUUUUUAAUUCAACGUUUCGGUCCAAGUGUUACCUGCAAGUGUAACUAAAAAAUAUAUAUAAUUUAUGUUUGCUCAAAUAGUUUAAGCAGCUUACCUAAAAAAGGAUGUAGAACUACAUAGUUACACACACAAACAGUGCUUUUAACAUACAAUGUUUUUAACUUACAUAUUUGGCACACAUUGUGCGUGUUCAUUUAUACAGUAAUUAAUAUUCACCUGGGAUUUGAACUCACAACCUCUUGGUUCACGGUAUUCCAAUCUUCCUGCAAUGCCACCAUGUCUGUGUCAAUUACUGAUUUCACCUGUAUUGCUACACUUUGCACAUCAAAGAAAAUCUCAGCACUGUUAAAAGUACACAUUAAGUGUAACAUUAACAUUAUAUGCCCCACCAACAUUAGACAACUAUACAGAAAAAGCUAAAAUAGCUGAAAUAAGUAAAUCAAAUCAAUGAUGAAAGAAUAGUCAGAUUAACUGAUAAUUGACACAGACAUGGUGGGCGUAGCAGGAAGAUCGGAAUUCCAUUAACAUGUUGAAUAAUAAUUACUGUAUAAAUGAACAUAACAUGCACAAUGUAAUCAUCUAUGUCAACGUGUGUCAAAUACACUAUAUAUACAAAAGUAUGUGGACACCCCUUCAAAUUAGUGGAUUCGGCUAUUUUAGACACACCCAUUGCUGACAGGUGUAUAAAAUCGAGCACACAGCCAUGCAAUCUCCAUAGACAAACACUGGCAGUAGAAUGGCCUUACUAAAGAGCUCAGUGACUUUCAACGUGGCAUUGUCAUAGGAUGACACCUUUAGCCAGGCCUAAUCGCCCAACAUCAGUGCCCAACCUCACUAAUGCUCUUGAGGCUGUCCCCGCAGCAAUGUUCCAACAUCUAGUGGAAAGCCUUCCCAGAAGAGUGGAGGCUGUUAUAGCAGCAAAGGGGGGACCAACUCCAUAUUAAUGCCCAUGAUUUUGUAAUGAGAUGUUCGACAAGCAGCUGUCCAUAUACUUUUGGUCAUGUAGUGUAUGUAAGUUGAAAACAUUGUAUGUUAAAAGCACUGUUUGUGUGUGUGUGUGUAACCAGUUGCACAGCAUUUUUUUGUUAAGAUACCCAAAUAAUAAUUUAUAGUUGAAUGAACAUAUGAGAAGUUGAGCAAACACAUAAUUUUUAAAUAGUUUGGGCCAACUAUUUAUUUGUUGUUCAGGUAACACUUGGACUGAAAAGUUGAGUAAACAAAAAAAAGGCUGUGGAACCAAUUACUUAAUAAUAAUACAAUUGAAACAGUAACUUUUUUUUUUUACAGUGUGUGUGCAGUGCUCACCCAGCAAAUACUUUUGUAUGACACUUUAUAGGGUACUGUAUGAAACUUUUAUGCAACUGAUGUAUGCGUACAUUCGUGCAUGUAAACAAAAGAUGGCCUCAACCUCUACACCAUUAUGAGUAGGCUAGUUCUGGGGCUGUAUUCACAAAGCGUCUCAGAGUUGGAGUGCUGAUCUAGAAUCAGUUUAGCCUUUGAGAUAAUAAUGAAUACUGGUAAGAUUACAUGGUCAAGGGGAACCUGAUCCUACAUCAGCGCACCUACUCUGAGACAUACAGCCCCUGAUGGAUAAGAUUGCUUGCUAGCAGUGCUCUAUAUAUUAAUCCAUAGUCAAAUGGACCAAGAUCCCCUACAGUAGACAACUGGUAAUCCCAAAAUAAAUGUGUAAAGUGAUUUAAACAAAUUAAGUUAGUUGUGCAAGACUUAUUAUUGAUAAAACGAUAACUAGCAUAUUUAUUUUAAACGUGUUUUCUGCUUUCAAAGGUGGUGUUAAUUUAGUUUAGUUUAUUAGGAUAUCCAUUAGCUACUGCACAUGCAGCAGAUAAUCUUCCUGGGGUCCACAUAAAACGUGCAAAUACAUGACAAACUACAGAACAGUAAUAGACAAGAACAACAUAAAAUAUUACAUUAAAUUCAAAAUAAAAAAUUAAAUAAAAGUUAUACACUGAGUGUACAAAACAUUAAGGACACCUUCCUAAUAUUGAGUUACAUAGCCACCCUUUUGCCUUCAGAACAGCCUCAAUUCGUCGAGGCAUGGACUCUACAAGGUAUCGAAAGCGUUCCACAGGAAUGCUGGUCGAUGUUGACUCCAACAGUUGUGUCAAGUAGGCCGGAUGUCCUUUGGGUAGGGGACGAUUCUUAAUAAACACAGGAAACUGUUGAGCGUGAAAAACUCAGCAGCGUUGCAGUUCUUGACACAAACAGGUACGUCUGGCACCCACUACCAUACCAUGUUCACAGGCACUUAAAUAUUUUGUCUUGCCCAUUCACCCUCUGAAUGGCACACAUACACAAUCCAUGUCUCAGUUGUCUCAAGGCUUAAAAAUAAUUAUUUAACCUGUCUCCUCCCCUUAAUCUACACUGAUUGAAGUGGAUUUAACAAGUGACAUCAAGGGAUUAUAGCUUUCACUUGGAUUCACCUGGUCAGUCUAUGUCAUGGAAAGAGCUGGUGUCCUUAAUGUUUUGUACACUCAGUGUAUAUAGGAAAGACACCAAGAGACAAAAAAAAUACUAUUGACACACUAUUCAUAUAUACAGUGCAUUCGGAAAGUAUUCAGACCCCUUGACUUUUUCCACAUUUUGUUAUGUUACAGCCUUAUUCUAAAAUUGAUUAAAUAAUUUGUUUCCCUCACAAUACCCCAUAAUGACAAAGUAAAAACAGGUUUUAGACAUUUUAGCAAAUGUAUAAUAAAAAUUUUUUUUUGAAAUAUUACACUUACAUACAGUACCAGUCAAAAGUUUGGACACACCUACUCAUUCAAGGGUUUUUCUUUAUUUUUACUAUUUUCUACAUUGUAGAAUAAUAGUGAAGACAUCAAAACUAUGAAAAAACACGUAUGGAAUCAUGUAGUAACCAAAAAAGUGUUAAACAAAUCAUAAUAUAUUUUAUAUUUGAGAUUCUUCAAAUAGCUACCCUUUGCCUUGAUGACAGCUUUGCACACUCUUGCCAUUCUCUCAACCAGCUUCACCUGGAAUGCUUUUCCAACAGUCUUGAAGGAGUUCCCACAUAUGCUGAGCACUUGUUGGCUGCUUUUCCUUCACUCUGCCGUCCAACUCAUCCCAAACCAUCUCAAUUGGGUUGAGGUCGGAGGAUUGUGGAGGCCAGGUCAUCUGAUGCAGCACUCCAUCACUCUCCUUCUUGGUAAAAUAGCCCUUACACAGCCUGGAGGUGUGUUGGGUCAUUGUCCUGUUGAAAACAAAUGAUAGUCCCACUAAGCCCAAACCAGAUGGGAUGGCAUAUCGCUGCAGAAUGCUGUGGUAGCCAUGCUGGUUAAGUGUGCCUUGAAUUCUAAAUAAAUCACAGACAGUGUCACCAGCAAAGCACCCCCACACCAUAACACCUCCUCCUCCAUGCUUUACGGUGGGAACUACACAUGCAGAGAUCAUCUGUUCACCCACACGUGUCUCACAAAGACACAGCGGUUGGAACCAAAAAUCUCCAAUUUGGACUCUAGACCAAAGGACACAUUUCCACCGGUCUAAUGUCCAUUGCUCGUGUUUCUUGGCCCAAGCAGGUCUCGUCUUCUAAUUGGUGUCCUUUAGUAGUGGUUUCUUUGCAGCAAUUCGACCAUGAAGGCCUGAUUCACACAGUCCCCUCUGAGCAGUUGAGAUGUGUCUGUGACUUGAACUCUGUGAAGCAUCCCAUUAGAGUGCGAAGAGCCUUGGCGUGACCCUGGACAACACCCUGUCGUUCUCCGCUAACAUCAAGGCGGUGACCCGAUCCUGUAGGUUCAUGCUCUACAACAUUCGGAGAGUACGACCCUGCCUUACACAGGAAGCGGCACAGGUCAUAAUCCAGGCACUUGUCAUCUCCCGUCUGGAUUACUGCAACUCGCUGUUGGCUGGGCUCCCUGCCUGUGCCAUUAAACCCCUACAACUCAUUCAGAAUGCCGCAGCCCGUCUGGUGUUCAACCUUCCCAAAUUCUCUCACGUCACCCCGCUCCUCCGCACACUCCACUGGCUUCCAGUUGAAGCUCGCAUCUGUUACAAGACCAUGGUGCUUGCCUACGGAGCUGUGAGGGGAACGGCACCUCCGUACCUUCAGGCUCUGAUCAGUCCCUACACCCAAACAAGGGCAUUGCGUUCAUCCACCUCUGGCCUGCUGGCCCCCCUACCUCUGCGGAAGCACAGUUCCCGCUCAGCCCAGUCAAAACUGUUCGCUGCUCUGGCACUCCAAUGGUGGAACAAGCUCCCUCACGACGCCAGGACAGCGGAGUCACUCACCACCUUCCGGAGACACUUGAAACCCCACCUCUUUAAGGAAUACCUGGGAUAGGAUAAAGUAAUCCUUCUACCCCCCUUACCCCACCCCCCCCAAAAAAAAAAAAAAAAAAAAAUACAAAUUGUAAAGUGGAUAUCCCACUGGCUAUAAGGUGAAUGCACCAAUUUGUAAGUCGCUCUGGAUAAGAGCGUCUGCUAAAUGACGUAAAUGUAAACGUAAAUGUAAGCAUUUAUUUGGGCUGCAAUUUCUGAGGCUGGUAACUCUAAUGAACUUAUCCUCUGCAGCAGCGGUAACUCUGGGUCUUCCGUUCCUGUGGCGGUCCUCAUGAGAGCCAGUUUCAUCAUAGCGCUUGAUGGUUUUUGCGACUGCACUUGAAGAAACUUUAAAAGUUCUUGAAAUGUUCCGUAUUGACUGACCUUCAUUGUCACGCCCUGGCUCUGGGGACACUUGUAUGUUGAGCCAGGGUGUGCAUUUCAUUUGUUUAUCUAGUAUGUGUAUUUCUAUGUUGGCCUGAGUGGCUCCCAAUCAGAGGCAACGAGUGUCAGCUGUCGUUGGUUGUCUCUGAUUGGGAGCCAUAUUUAAACUGUCUGUUUCCCAUUUGUGUUUGUGGGAUCUUGUUUCUAGUCUGUUUAUGUUAGACCGUGAACUGUCACGUAUCGUUUGUUGUUUUGAUCGUGUCUCUAAUUAAAGAGUAUGUUUGCCUGCAACGCUGCGCCUUGGUCCUCUGUUCCCGACGAUCCUGACAGAAGAUCCCACCUCGACUGGAUCAAGCAGCGUGACGAGGAGAGAGGAUGGACUUGGGAGGAGAUGAGUGCGAGUCUGGCAAGAGGGAUGGAGGCCUUGGCCACGGGUAGGAGUGAAGCCCAUCAAUUUUUUAGGGGGGGGCUAACGCCGUGGAUGACGGGGCAGCAGGAGGCCGCCAGGUUACGGGAGUCACUGGUCACCAGGGGGAGGGAGGAUGUAGAGGCACGGCGAGAGGUACUGGCGUGUGUUGCCAGUCCGGUCCGGCCUGUUCCUGAUCCCCACGUAGGGCCAGUGGUGUGUGUUCCCAGUACGGUCCGGCCUGUUCCUGCCACUCGCACCAAGUCAGUGGUGCGCUUCGUCAGCCCGGCACGGCCCGUUCCUGCUCCCUGCACCAAGUCAGUGGUGCGCUUCGUCAGCCCGGUCCGGCCCGCUCCUGCUCCCCGCACCAAGUCAGUGGUGCGUUUCGUCAGCCCGGCGCGGCCCGUUCCUGCUCCCCGCACCAAGUCAGUGGUGCGCGUCGUCAGCCCGGUCCGGCCCAUUCCUGCUCCCCGCACCAAGUCAGUGGUGCGUUUCGUCAGCCCAGCUCGGCCCGUUCCUGCUCCCCGCACCAAGUCAGUGGUGCGCUUCGUCAGCCCAGUCCGGCCCGCUCCUGCUCCCCGCACCAAGUCAGUGGUGCGUUUCGUCAGCCCGGCGCGGCCCGCUCCUGCUCCCCACACCAAGCCAGUGGUGUGCGUCGUCAGUCCGGCACGGCCCGUGCCUGUUCCACCGGUGGCUGGUCCGGCACCGGUCAGAUGCUUCACGCCGGAGCUAGAGCAAUCCGCUCCACCAGUGUGCAGUCCAGCUCCGGCCAGCGGGGCCAGACCGGACCAGGGGUACUUUGGGGGGUUGGAGCGGGGAUCAGGCCCGGAGCCGGAUCCGCCGCCUAAGCGGAGUGCCCACCCGGUCCCUCCCCUGUGGUGUUUGGUGGGCGCGGUCGGAGUCCGCGCCUUUAGGGGGGGGUACUGUCACGCCCUGGCUCUGGGGACACUUGUAUGUUGAGCCAGGGUGUGCAUUUCAUUUGUUUAUCUAGUAUGUGUAUUUCUAUGUUGGCCUGAGUGGCUCCCAAUCAGAGGCAACGAGUGUCAGCUGUCGUUGGUUGUCUCUGAUUGGGAGCCAUAUUUAAACUGUCUGUUUCCCAUUUGUGUUUGUGGGAUCUUGUUUCUAGUCUGUUUAUGUUAGACCGUGAACUGUCACGUAUCGUUUGUUGUUUUGAUCGUGUCUCUAAUUAAAGAGUAUGUUUGCCUGCAACGCUGCGCCUUGGUCCUCUGUUCCCGACGAUCCUGACAUUCAUAUCUUAAAGUAAUGAUAGACUGUCGUUUCUCUUUGCUUAUUUGAGCUGUUCUUGCCAUAAUAUGGACUAGGUCUUUUACCAAAUAGGACUAUCUUCUGUAUACCCCCCCUACCUUGUCACAACACAACUGAUUGGCUCAAACGCAUUAAGAAGGAAAGAAAUUCCACAAAUUAACUUUUAAGAAGGCACACCUGUUAAUUGAAAUGCAUUCCAGGUGACUACCUCAUGAAGCUGGCUGAGAGAAUGCCAAGAGUGUGCAAAGCUUUCAUCAAGGCAAAGGGUGGCUAUUUGAAGAAUCUCAAAUAUAAAAUAUAUUUUGAUUUGUUUAACACUUUUUUAGUUACUACAUGAUUCCAUAUGUGUUAUUUCAUAGUUUUGAUGUCUUCACUAUUAUUCUACAAUGUAAAAAUAAAGAACAACCCUUGAAUGAGUAGGUGUGUCCAAACUUCUGACUGGUAGUGUAAGUAUUCAGACCCUUUACUCAGUAAACAGCUUUUUAUAACAGACAUACCUCUCUCCAUCUUCACAACAACUUUGUCAAUAUGACUUGACCAUGAUAACUGACCAUCCAAUGUUACUCCUAGGAGUUCAGCUUCUUCAAACUUGUUCAAUGGUUACACCCUUUAUACACAACUCCAGUUGUGCAUACAAUGCUUUUGGUUUUAGAUGUAUUUAAGUCCAGUUUAUUAUUAAUUACCCAUUCUGACACUGACUGUAACUCCUUGCUAAGAGUCUCAGUGCGCUCACCGGCUGUAGGUGCUGAUGUGUAGUGUGCAAUCAUCAGCAUACAUUGUCAUUUUAGCUUCUUGUAAGACAACUCAUUUGUAAAAAAUAGUGAAGCGUAACGGCCCAAGGCAACUGACCUGAGGGAUACCGCACUGUACAUAUCUGAUGUUAAAGAAGCUUCCAUUGAAGAAUACUCUCUGAGUUCUAUUGGAUAAGUAACUCUCCAACCAUGUGAUGGCAGGUGAUGUAAAGCCAUAACAAGUGCAUUUUUUCAAUAAGAAAUUAUGAUCAAUAACAUCAGAGGCUGCACUGAAAUCUAACAAUACAGCUCCAACUACCUUAUUAUUAUCCAUUUAUUUUAGCCAAUCAUCAGUCAUCUGAGUCAGUGCAGUACAAGUUGAGUGCCCUUCCCUAUAUGCAUGCUGAAAGUCAGUAGUUAACUUGUGUCUUAAAAAAUUGCAUUGUAUUUGUUCAAACACAAUUCUCUCCAUCAAUUUACUAAGAACAGGCAGCAAACUGUGGAUGCACACACUCCUUUAGGCUUUGGAUAAAUAUAUGGCAAAUAUGGUGUGGCAGAUUUCAAAACUCUUCAGGGAAGGACUCGGGUAGCAUACACUCUUCCGUUCGCCUACUAACUAAUUGUCAUCUCCUCGGCCACUUAUCGGUUUCCGGGUCACGGAGGAGAGAGGACGGAGGAGAGAGGGUAGAAGACAGACUUUUGCCCAAAUGAGAAAAGGCCUGUGACACUUCUGCUAGCAAAGCAGACCCAGGUAGCCUAGCUAGCUAUGUUAGCUAGAUUUGCUAACCAUCAGCAGAGGUUGCUGAUCUAAACCUAGCUACAUGACCAAGAGUGACUUUGACAGCAAACAAUGUUUUCAGUUUUUCAGCUAGUAAUUACUAUUAUGUGUAACAUUAAAAUACUUUCUACCUCUGUUUUCUGAAUGAAGGUCCCUUGGAACUGGCUGAGAAUGAGGAUGAAGGCAGCCUGGCAGAGUCAUCCAAACCCUCCUGUGACACACCUGCUUCUGAGAGAGACAAGUCCCCUGGAGAUAGUCAGUACUACUAGUGUAGUAUCUGCUUAGAUACAAUGUGACUGGUUGUGGUGUAGUGGUACACGUAAUACAUACAGUAGACCUAUCCUAUGUCCUCCUAUUAUUUGAUACAAGCGUUUACUGUCAUUGUAUGUGUUGACACUUGUUUCCGUAUGGCCACAGAAAAGAACAAGGGGAGGGACUCAGAGGCCCCAAAGACAGAGUCUACCCACCCUGCAGAUGACUCCCAGGCCCACGAAACUGAGGGCACCUCUGACUCAGAAGAUGAUCCUCCCCUCACUGUAAGAUUUACCCUCUGUGUGGGACUACAGCUUCCCUUUCAAACAUGAUUCAAGGUGUUAUAAAAUAAAUAUCACUUAAUAGUAGUCUAUUGUGGGCCAGGCUAUAACAAGAAUCUGGAAUCUGGUCAAAUAAUAUUAUCUGUGUAUUGGACAUGAAAUUAAGGUGAAGGUCAUAUUAGUUGAGUGAGAUGGAAGCACAUCUAUCUUCUUAUCUGUAUGAUUUUGUGUUCUUGUCACAGAGGUUUGAGGUUCGAGUCGUGUACCACAUGGAGCUUCACGUAGCAGUAAAUCAUGUCCCAGAGAGGUUCAUGAAAUCCAACAUUCUCUACUUUCUCAGGAACACUAAAGGUGGGUGAGAAAAGGGAACCAAAGAAGACAGGUCUACUCAAAAAAUUAUAAUUAAUUUGACAGAUUUUUGUUUGCAUGGUGUUAUUACAUGGCAAAUUGUGUGUCCCUAAUUUGUCGUAGAGAAAGCAUUCAAGACAUCCCUUUUUAAUGUUUCAUUUAUAUAUAUAUUUUUUCUGUUUUUAGAAACCAUCAUUGAGCCCAUUGACAUGAACGAGGCCAACAAUCUGAUGCCCAAACUGUUGGAGAUUGGCAUGCUGAAUGGACACUCCCUACUGAUGCUGAAGGACAUGCUCAACUAUGUGUGUAAUAUACAAGGGAUUCAUACUCUACUUGAGACUAAAUCUUCAAACCUGAUGAACGUUAGAUAGGAUAUUCAGGUUUAUGACUCAUGUAUAAUAUGCACUCUUCUUUGCAAGUGGCCCAUUAGAGCUCACUGCUUUCUGUUCUUAGUUGUUUCAGAUGAGCCCUUUAAGUCUCAAGCCAUCAUUAUCCUACUGUCUCUUGGUGAUUCCAGGUGUACAUCCCAAUGCUGUCUGUCAACCAGCUGAAGCUGACUGAUGGAGGCUACCAGCAGGGGGCAGCUGCCUCCAAGGAUAAGGAGGCAACUGGUGAUGGAAAUGGGGACAAGGAUGAGAGGCCUGUGGAGUCCCGUGGAGUACUUAUGAUUCGUGAUGAGUUACUUAACAGCACUCACAAGUUCCUGGGUCACAUCGACAGGACUCUCCAGCAGCUGGAAGGUGUGUGUGUGUCUGUGUUUGUACAGUUGAAGUCGGAAGUUUACAUACACCUUAGCCAAAUACAUUUAAACUCAGUUUUUAACAAUUCCUGACAUUUAAUCCUAGUAAAAAUUCCCUGUCUUAGGUCAGUUAGGAUCACCAUUUUAUUUUAAGAAUGUGAAAUGUCAGAAUAAUAGUAGAGAGAAUGAUUUAUUUAAGCUUUUAUUUAUUUCAUCACAUUCCCAGUGGGUCAGAAGUUUGCAUACACUCAAUUAGUAUUUGGUAGCAUUGCCUUUAAAUUGUUUAACUUGGGUUAAAAGUUUCGGGUAGCCUUCCACAAGCUUCCCACAAUAAGUUGGGUGAAUUUUGGCCCAUUCCUCCUGACAGAGCUGGUGUAACUGAGUAAGGUUUUAGGCCUCCUUGCUCGCACAUGCUUUUUCAGUUCUGCCCACACAUUUUCUAUAGGAUUGAGGUCAGGGCUUUGUGAUGGCCACUCCAAUACCUUGACUAUGUUGUCCUUAAGCCAUUUUGCCACAACUUUGGAAGUAUGCUUGGGGUCGUUGUCCAUUUGGAAGACCCAUUUGCGACCAAGCUUUAACUUCCUGACUGAUGUCUUGAGAUGUUGCUUCAAUAUAUCCACAUAAUUGUCCUUCCUCAUGAUGCCAUCUAUUUUGUGAAGUGCACCAGACCCUCGUGCAGCAAAGCACCCCCACAGCAUCAUGCUGCCACCCCCGUUCUUCACGGUUGGGAUGGUGUUCUUAGGCUUGCAAGCCACCCCCUUUUUCCUCCAAACAUAACGAUGGUCAUUAUGGCCAAACAGUUCUAUUUUUGUUUCAUCAGACCAGAGGACAUUUCUCCAAAAAGUACGAUCUUUGUCCCCAUGUGCGGUUUUGGAGCAGUGGCUUCUUCCUUGCUGAGCGGCCUUUCAGGUUAUGUCGAUAUAGGACUCGUUUUACUGUGGAUAUAGAUAAUUUUGUACCUGUUUCCUCCAGCAUCUUCACAAGGCCCUGUGCUGUUGUUCUGGGAUUGAUUUGCACUUUUCGCACCAAAGUACGUUCAUCUCUAGGAGACAGAACGCGUCUCCUUCCUGAACGGUAUGACGGCUGCGUGGUCCCAUGUUGUUAAUACUUGCGUACUAUUGUUUGUACAGAUGAACGUGGUACCUUCAGGUGUUUGGAAAUUGCUCCCAAGGAUGAACCAGACUUGUGGAGGUCUACCAUUUUUUUGUGAGGUCUUGGCUGAUUUCUUUUCAUUUUCCCAUGAUGUCAAGCAGCGAGGCACUGAGUUUGAAGGUAGGCCUUGAAAUACAUCCACAGGUACACCUCCAAUUGACUCAAAUAAUGUCCAUUAGCCUAUCAGAAGCUUCUGAAGCCAUGACAUCAUUUUCUGGAACUUUCCAAGCUGUUUAAAGGCACAGUCAACUUAGUGUAUGUAAACUUCUGACCCACUGGAAUUGUGAUACAGUGAAUUAUAAGUGAAAUAAUCUGUCUGUAAACAAUUGUUGGAAAAAUUACUUGUGUCAUGCACAAAGUAGAUGUCCUAACCGACUUGCCAAAACUAUAGUUUGUUAACAAGAAAUUUGUGGAGUGGUUGAAAAACGGGUUUUAAUGACUCCAACAUAAGUGUAAGUAAACUUCCUACUUCAACUGUAUAUCAUACCAUGAAAUAGUUCCUCCUCCAAGACAGGACCCAACCAUCAACAGGGUCAGGAAUUAGUUCAGCAGCUACCAUGCUCUCUCUAAGCAUGAUGUGUGUGAAUGCAUGCAUCAUGUAACAAGUGCACCGUUUUCUCUGGUGUUUUACACUGUAUCUGAAGGUUUAUGUGGUGAAUGAUAAUUCCGUGGCCUCUCCAUUUCAGGUGAGAUUAAGCUGCACAUCCCUGAACUGGACCUGGAGCCAGAGGUGGAUGCGCUGCUGGCCACUCAAGAGGUGGUGGAAAAGCUGGAACAGUGUGUGAUGAACUGGCAGACUCAGAUCACCAUCGUCAUCGAGGAGCAGCAGAAGAAGAAACCACAGGUGAGAGAGAGGGAAUAGCCUAUUGGGCCCAUACCUUUUAUGUAUGCAGACCUUUUAUGAUUCAAAAUGAAAAUAAAUUAGUAACAUUGUUGUUGUUUUUUAAGUAAAAAUGGCUGGUUACUACUAUUUCUGUUUGUUUUACACUUAUUCCCAUUCCCAGGUGCCAGGCCCCAUGGCAGAGAUAGAUUUCUGGCGGGAGCGAACAGCCAUCCUGAGUGCUCUGAGUGAGCAGCUCAAACUGCCUGUGGUGAAAAAGAUCCUGGAGGUGAUGACCAAAGCCGACCCGGUCACUGUCCAGAACCUGGACCUGACCGUGACCGAGCUCAGCAAGCUCCACGUGGAGUCUGUGGAGAAUGUGCGCUUCCUCAGUACACUGGAGAGACACUUCAAGGUGGGCUCAUAGUCCUGAGGAAGAGACCCUGUUCUCCCCAAACCUCACAUUAUGGCAGAAACAUGCUAUGUAUUAUUGAAAGAUGUAGGUCUGACUAUUCUGCUGCUGACAGAUGGAAUAAGCUAUUUUGAUAUGUCAUCCUUAUAUCCCGGAGGCUAAAUUGUAGGCUCUUCUCCAUGCCUUGACUUAGCAUGUGUCUUGUGUGUUCCAGAACCUGGCCACGGGGGCAGACUUUGGUGUGAUCCUGGACACCAUCCCUCUGAUGAUGAACGGCCUGCGCAUGGUGUGGAUCAUCUCCAGCCACUACAACAAGGACGAACGCAUGGUGCCCCUUAUGGAGCGUAUUGCAUGGGAGCUGUCUGAGCGUGUGGCUCGCGUCAUCAAUGUCCGCAUGCUCUUCAAGUGAGUUGACCCUGCCCUCUUACCUCUUCUCAUGACUUCAACUGUAACUCCACCCUUAGUUUUGGAAUCCUAACUGUAAUCCAUAACCCUAAAACGGUUUUAUACCAAAGUCAUGUUUUCUCAUCCUUUCUUUACAAUGACAUGUACUGUAUGUCGCUGUCUUGGCUUGAAUUUUAUAUUCUUUGUAAUGGACAGAGACAAGAGGGAGGUAGCGAAGGCCAAAGCUCAGGAUGGAAAGCAGGUGCUGGACCAGUGGAAAGCUUGUUACUUUGAGGUGCGGGCCAGGAUUGAGACAUCAGGUAGAGACCCACGCUGGGAGUUUGACCGUAAAAAGCUGUUUGAGAAGACCGACUAUAUGGCCUCCAUCUGCCAGGACUUGUACAAUAUCCUGCAGGUCAGUUCAACCUGCCUGAUUGACAAACACCUCAACAUCCUCUCAAUCUAACCUUAAACAGACCGACCACAUCCAUAUCCUUUAUUGAUUCAAUGACUAACCCACACCCUGUUUUUCCAUGCGUUCUAUGAAUGCUCAACAAUUUUGCUUUAUGAAAACCAAUUGUAAGGCAUUCACUUCUGGCUAAACACAAUAGGAACAUACUUUUGCAGAUAUUGGAGGAGUUCUAUAACAUCUUUGGUCCAGAGCUGAAGGCAGUGACGGGGGAUCCUAAGCGUAUUGACGAUGUGCUGCGCUGGGUAGACAGCCUGGUGGUGCCCAUCGAGGAGCUCAGCUUCGACCCCUUCAACAUCCGCAAGAUGGGCAGCUGGAAGAUGGUCAUGCAGGACUUCAAGGCCAAGGUUCAGGUGGGAGCAGCAGGACAUCUUGGUAGCAAUUUUGGAAUCCACAUUCAUUGAUUCAUUCAUCACCAAGCCAUGAUUCACUCCUCUCACCUUGCCUGUCUACCCAGGCUGUCGAAGGAGAGGCCAUCAACUUCAUUGACCAGUCCUUCAAGACGCUGCGCUCUGCGUCGGCAGCCUUCGACAUGCUGCUGAAGUUCAAACACAUCCGCUCCAGAGAGGCCAUCAACAACCAGAUGAUGAUGAAGUUCAACGACAUCCUGGCCCAGUACUGCAAAGAGGUACAUCAAAAGAACAGAAAAUAACACAAAUGUGUUGAUUGGAUUUGUCUUGAAAUAAGUUCCAGCCUUAUAAUAUAUAAUCUUAUAUUUUUCAUAGAAUUUGUAGAGUUCAAAAGGUACUCGCACUCAAAUAAUAUAAUUUGUAUACACAAUGUGGCAUCUGGAUGGAGUCAUGGUAAUGGUGUGAGCUUUAGGAAAGCUGGGUCACUUCUUGGCUCUGUUGUGUGUUGUGAGAUAGGUGGACAUAAUCAACGGGAUAUUUGUGAAGUGCAAGGACAACCCUCCUCUGAAUAAGAACCAACCCCCAGUGGCUGGAGCCAUCUACUGGGAGCGCUCUCUCUUCCACCACAUCAAACACACCAUCAUCCGCUUCCUGGAGGUCACAGAUAUGCUGGAGAGUGAGCCUGGCAAAGCGGUGAGAUAACUGAGCAACUAACUAACUAAUCCAAGUAAUUGCUCCAUGUUGUACAUCACAUGUAUGUCUUAAUGAGGGUCUUUUUGGAUGUCUCCCAAAUGGAAUCCUAUUCCCUGGUCAAAAGUAGUGCACUACAUAGGGAAUAGGGUGCCAUUUGGGAUAAAACCUUUGUCUGAAACAGCUUUUUUACAGCACCAUCUUCCUCUCCUCCUUAGGCCAAGGCCAAGUACCUGGAAGUGGGGAUCCGUAUGAAGGAAUAUGAGCAGAAGAAGUAUGAGCGCUGGCGUGAGGAGACGGAACAGAGCCUGCCCCUGCUGAUGAAGAGGACCCUGCUGGUCAUGGUCAACAGCUCAGGGGUCGUCACCGGAGAACAGGCCCCUCUAGACAUGGUACUUAGUAACACACCAUUGGGCGGCUGGGCCUAGGCUGAAAUACACCUUUCCUCACCAACAAGGCUUUUAUGAACAAGUCUAUCCUGUAAAGAUCUUGUGAAGUCCCUUAACGUUGUCUCUUGGGUCAUAUGUCCUUGCAUCUCUGCAUACUUUCUUUCUUUCUUUCUUUCUUUCUCAGACUGGCCCAGCAACUGAGCGGGACAUGGAGAGGGGGGUGCGUUACAUGAUGAACUUUGCCCCGGAGCUGAAGGAGAUCAUUUCAGAGACCAAGUACUUGGAGCAAUUGGGCUACUCUGUGCCUGAGCUGGCCCGUAAUGUGGCUCUGCAAGAGGACAAAUUCCUCAGGUGAUAUUUCCACACAACCAACACUAAGUGACAACAGAUGGAAACGGCUAAACCAGUUUGUGUACUCAUCACAGUUGUCCUAACCUGCUUUAACACUAUGUUACUAGAUAUGUGGAUGGGUUGAAGAACCUGGUGAACCGCUACCACUCUCUGAUGGACUGUCUGAACGAUGCAGAGUUCUUCCUACUGGCCGAGCAGAUCCAGGAGCUGAGGAGGGUGAUGCGCUCAGGAUACAAGAGGCUCAACUGGAACGCCCUGGGUACAUACGCUCUGCUCUGACAUGAUGAAAUAAAAGUGCAUUUGAUGUUUUCAUUGUUUUUCGUUCCCCAAUGUGAGUACAUGUCACAAUACUCAGAGGUACCUGUCCUUUCUGGUUUAAGGCAUCUCUGAGUUCAUCAACCGAGGCACCCAGGCUGCGUCUAAGUUUGAGUCGCUUGUCAAUCAAAUUCAGAAGAAUGAGAGGGACAUUGAUGCCAAGCUGCAGUCCAUUGAGACAGCCAACUUAUUCAAAUUUCCAGCCCCAGACAAAUCAGAUGACCUACCAGGUAAACAGAAUGUCAAUACUAUUUAGAAUGACAUUGGGUAAGCUAAAAUAUCACAUCAAGUGGGAACAAGAGUCUGAUAAAUUGGCAUUUUCAGUAGUUUAGCCUUCCUCACUGUAACUGUGGUUUUAGGAGUGAAAGAGUUCUGUGAGCUGAUCGAGCGAGAGAGGGCGAAGGAUCUGAAUCUGUUGAGUAGGAAGUUCACAGCCAUUGGCCCCCUGCUCACCAAGAUGGAGAGUCUGAUCAUGCAGACCAACAGUGGCAAAGCCAAGCGCAUGGGCCAGUACUACACCUACUGGGAAUGCAAGGUCUUCGACUCCCUCACCAAGAUGGUGCUCAGGUGGGACAUUUAGCAUACCUCUUUCCAGGUGGCUUUAACUACAGGCAAAUACACAUUGUGGUAUUGUAAGCUAUGGAAAAAUUGAUAAUGUUUCAUGAUUUGAGAUGAAAGGUGUGAACAUAACAGUGCAUUAUCUCUGUUAUCUCUCUCUCGUAGGAACAUCCAGACUUUUAACAUGGCCAUGAUGGGCAACACCCCACUUUUCCAAAUUGAAACCAUCUUGUCUGCCCCUGAGAUUGUGCUGCACCCCAAAAACAACGAGGUGUACAAGCUCCUCAUGCAGUGUGUCAGAGACUGUGUAGAGAGCACCAAAGUAGGACACAACACCCUUCCCUUCCCCCAUACCUGUUUACCAACAUAUAACAACAUCCCUGUGUAGUGUAUGACUGGUGUGACUCUCUUCUCCCACUAGCGGUUUGUGCGUUGGAUGCAUGGCACCUGUAUAGAGUGUCCUCCUCAGCGUGUUGAUGGAGAGGAUGAGUCGGUGGUGUUCAGUUUCUACAGCGAGGUGUGUCAGCACCCCCAGGUCAAUGAAAGGGCCAUGGCCGUCUCCCAGAAUAUCCAGCGCCUACUCAGCGCCGUGGGACGCUACCUCAACCGCUGGAAGCGCUACCGGCCCCUCUGGAAGCUGGACAAGGCCAUCGUCAUGGAGAAGUUUGCCGCAAAGAGGCCCUCCUAUGUCAUGUAUGACGAGAAGCUGCAGUUCUAUGCCCGGGUCAGCGUGGAGGUGGCGCUGCAGCCGCUGGUGAAGGAUGAGCACAUUAUAAGGCUGAACCUGGAGCCUCUGGCCCGCACCGUGCAGGAGAACGCCCAAGCCUGGGUCAACUCUCUGGGCAGAUUGCUCAACGAGUCAGCCCGAGAGGACCUGUUCAACCUGCGGGAUGAGCUACUGGUACGGCAUACUUAUUAUUCAGUCAACGUUCCUAUCGGUCCUAGACUAUGGCGACAUCAUCUACAGUAUAUGAGCGCAGCUGCCACUUCAUUAAAGCCGUUAGAUGCAGUUUAUCAUAGCUUACUGCGCUUUAUUACGGCAGACAGUUUUAUUGCUCAUCACUACCAGAAAGUUGGUUGGCCCUCUUUGAUGUCACGUAGGUUGAUACAUUGCUAUGUUUUCAUUUAUAAAGUCCUUUUACAUAAACUCCCACUGUACCUAACAUCAUUACUAAACUUUAGACUUAUGAGUUACCACACCCGGUCUCAGGGAUGGCUAACUCUGAAAAAACCUUCUUAGAUUGGAUGUUUUGGUGCCUCUAGGGCAAUUCAGAAAGCUGAUUGAGGACCUUAUUACUGAUGAAUGUGUUUGUUUUUUAUGACUGUGAUUUUCUCUCUGCUUGCAUUUUGUACAGUGCCGUGAAAAGUAUUUGGCCCCCUUUCUGGUUAUCUCUAUUUUGCGUAUUUUCUAUAUUGAAUGUUGUCAGAUCUUCAACCAAAACCUAAUAUUAGAUAAAGGGAGCCUGAGUUUACGAAUACCCACCCCCCAAAUUAUACUUAUUUUAUUUAUUUAAUUAACAAAGUUAUGCAACACCCAAUUCCCCUGUGUGAAAAAGUAAUUGCCCUCUUACACUCAAAAACUGGUUUUGCCACCUUUAGCUGCAAUGACUGCAACCAAAUGCUUCCUGUAGUUGUUGAUCAGUCUCUCACAUUGCUGUGGAGGAAAUUUGUCCCACUCUUCCCUGCAGAACUGCUUUAACUCAGCGACAUUUGUUGGUUUUCAUACAAUAACUGCUUGUUUCAAGUCCUGCCACAACAUCUCAAUUGGAAUUAGGUCUGGACUUUGACUAGGCCAUUCCAAAACUUCAAAUGUUUUGCCUUUUAACAGUUUUCAUGUAGACUUGAUUGUGUGUUUUGGAUCAUUGUCUUGCUGCAUGACCCAGCUGCGCUUCAGCUUCAGCUCACAGACGGAUGGCCUGACAUUCUCCUGUAGAAUUAUCUGAUACGGAGCAGAAUUGAUGGUUCCUUCUAUUAAGGCAAAACCAUGCUUGACCGGAAUGAGGUUCUUACUGUGGAAUGGAGUGUUUGGUUUUCGCCAGACAUAAUGGGACCCAUCUCGUCCAAAAAGGUGACUGAAGUUUGCCAAAAAGCACCUGGAAGCACCUGGAUGAUCAUCAAGACUAUUGGAAGAAUGUUCUAUGGACAGAUGAGUCAAAGUAUAUCUUUUUGGACGACAUGGGUUGAAGAUCUGAUAACAUUCAGUAUAAAAAAUAUGCAAAAAUAGAGAAAAUCUGAAAGGGGGCAAAUACUUUUUCACAGCACUGUAUUUAUAUUUUGAUGUGUGUAUUUUCUGUAAUUUCUGUAAUUCAGGGCUCAUCUGUAAAAGAGACCUUGGUCUCAGUAUGACUCCCUGAUAAAAUAAAGGUUAAAUAAAAAAUAAAUACAUACUAUGAAUUGCUGCUAUACUCCUCAACUCUAUUUCUUACUAAGCAACCCCUCAUGUUUGUGUAUGAUUGUAUUGUUGAAUAGCAACAGUCUGAGAACCUGAAGAGGAGCCCAAACACCCUGGAGGACUUGAAGUUUGUCCUGGGCACCAUCUCAGACAUCAGGGACAUGUCUCUGGCUGUGGAGAUGAGGUUCACUGACAUCCAGGAGAGAUACAGGACCCUGGGCAUGUACAAAGUAGAGGUGAGGAACAUACAUUACUCGAGUGUCUGUAUAUUGUCUCUUUGCUAUUUGUCUGUAUAGUUUUCCCUUUUGAGUGUAUUGUGUUGCUGUCCCCUGGUUGAGUGUGGAUCCCUGUGUGUGUUGCAGGCCACGGAGGAGGAGCUGGAGUUGUCGGCUAGUAUCGGUCGGCUGUGGAGUGAGCUGUUUGAAGAAUCCAGACUGGUGGACCGCAGCCUGGGACGGGUCAAGAAGACCUUCACUGAGGUGAGACAGACGCCACGACACCUUGACCAACACUAACUUCACCAUCACAGUCUCACCUAUAUCUAUCAUUAUGAUCCUCAUCCCAAAACCUACAUCCCCUCUCUCCCCUGUCUCACAGAUUACUAAGGAGCAGAUUGAGAAGUAUAAGCAGGAGCUGACCAUCUUUGCAGAGAGCUUCAACAUGCAUGGACCUGGAGCUGUUGGAGACAACCUGGAGAAAGGUAAGUGUUGAACCCCCUUCCCAUCAGACUGUCCUAACAGCCCCAUCACUGCUUUCUGGGUGAUUUAAUAUGUCUUUCUACUGGACCUGUCUUUUCCAAUUCUCUGUGUAGGAGUGACAGUGAUGGGGACCUAUGAGACAGAACUAGCCAAGAUAGAGGCGGGACGUCAAGAGUUGGCCAAUGCAGAGAAGCUCUUUGACCUGCCAAUCACCAUGUACACAGAGCUGCAAAAUGUACAGAAGGAGAUGAAGGGCCUGCGACAGAUCUAUGAGAUCUACACGUCUCAGAAGGUAAGAGUUUGUGGGUUGAGUACAGUGUGUGUGUUUGUGUAGUAGAAAACACAAUGGGGCCAUACUUGCAAACAUAAGCAAGCAUUUAAAGUUAAACAGGUUCUCACGCACAAAAUGGUUGAUUUACUUGCAUGUGACAGAAAGCUAAAUAGAGCCCCACAGUGGAAACAAAGGUGAUUGUAUUGAUAAAAGUCACCUUGUCCUAGAGAGAUUUACACGGAUAUCAAAACGUCACGCCAGGGUAAGCCUACACGAAACACAGCCCUUAUUUUAAGUGUUUCUAAAAAUUAAUGGUGGGGAAAACGAUUGGAACCAUUUCCCUGUUUAACCUCUAGGUUUUAUGGGUAUUAUGACUCAUACUGUGGUACUCUAUAGUAGCUGGUCCCAUCAGAUGACAUGGCACACGUUAGCCCUUUUCUAACCUCACCAGGUGGCAUGGUUACAUCCUGCAGCCAAUUAAAAUCAUAGAAGUAGUUGGACGUGUUCCAACACUUGUUCAUGGAAGCAUCCUUAACAUACCUCAGUCCAACAACACAUUCUGAUCAUCAAAGCAACUAGGCUAUCAUGUGUAUUUGACUGACUGGUCAAAUUGCUCUCUGUGUAAAGUUCCUAGUCCAUGUAGUCGUCGCAGAUUUUCGCAAGAGUUCGAAUCACGUUAGUCCCCCCCCCCCCUUUGAAAUAUAGAUUUACAUGUAGCCUAUUGGGUUAGUGCGUGCAGAGGUGUCAAACUCAUUCCACGGAGGGCCGAGUGUCUGCGGGUUUUUGGUUUAUCCUUUCAAUUAAGUUCCUUACUAAUUAGUGACCUUAAUUCAUCAAUCAAGUACAAGGGUGGAGCGAAAACCCGCAGACACUCGGCCCUCCGUGGAAUGAGUUUGACACGUGGGUUAGUGUGUUGAAAAGGACAUUCAUUUAAUUUCAGCCUUGCACACAAACACACCGCUAUUGCCUAAAAAUCUCAUUGCAUAGGCUAUCUUACAUGGACGUGUACACCUAAAUGUAGGCCAACAUUUUAUAUGCAUUUUUAUAAUCAUCUGCUUUGUCUAAAGUGUUAUUUCACUAGAGAAGGAUGAUCCAAAGUGGAAAUACAGUAGAAAUAGUUUGCACUCUCGUUAUCAUCCUACAGGUGGCGGUAUUGCAUCUUAAAUCAACAGUCUUACUGUAGUAAGACACUUGGCUGUCAUUAGUAUAUUCUAAUGUAUGCUACACUUACAUGCAGGCCUACAAUGUUUUAUAGUUUAUGCACUAUUAUAAUAAUCCCCUUUGUCACAUGCGUUUUGAAUCGAGCAUCAAGGACCAACAUUGAACAGAGUUUUCCUCAACAAAAAAGCUUAAUGCGAGGUGGGCUCGAACCCAUUGUUAAAAAGCACUAUCAAUUACCAGUCAACCACUUUAGUAGUAUGUGCCUCCUAGAAGUGAUGAGAACUGCGAUUUGAUAAAUCUAUAAGGCUCAUCGUUUUUUUAACGAUGUAUAAUAAGCUUUCUUGUAAGGACCUCAUUUAUGUUUUUUCCCAUAAAAGCACAUGGAUGUGAGUGAAAUUGUCAUAUAUGCGAAAAUGGGAAAAUGUUGUCUAUUGUUACUAGUAGCUAGUAGCUUAGUCAAGAAUGCAUCAGUGCAAUAUUGGCACACAACAUUUUGUUACAGACCAAUGGAACAAGUAAACCUUGAAUUUGUAGGUUUAACAUAUCCUUCUAGUGGCCAGGGUUGACCUAUUUUAAGAAAUUCCAUUGGUUGGUGGAUAGAAAAUCUAAGAUCUUUGAUAGGCUGAAGCGGAAGUUGUGCCGGGAUGUAAUCACUUCCACCUGUUGAGGUUAGCAUAGGGCUAACUUGUACCAUGUUAUCUGAUGGGACCAGCUACAAUUUAACAUUCGGUCACAUGCUAGUAAAUCGACUAUUUUAAUUGGCUGAUACGCAUUUUGUGCGUGAAAACCUGUUUAACUUUAAAUGCAUGCUUAUGUUUGCAAGUAUGGCUCCAAUGUUUUCUAGAGUUCUGUGUUUAUUGCCUUUAUGUGUGUUGCCUUAUGUGUGUCUUUCAGGCAGCUAAGACGGAGUGGUCCCAGACUCUGUGGGUGAACCUGAACAUCCAGCUGCUGCAGGAGGGCGUUGAGAGCUUCAUUAAGAGUCUGAGGAAGCUGCCUAAAGAUGUGCGGGGCCUACCUGUGUCCUUCUUCCUGGAGGGACGCAUGAAGGAGUUCAAAGAGUCCCUACCUCUCCUUCUGGACCUGAAGAACGAGGCCCUCAGAGACAGGUACACCUAAUCACCUAUGGAUGUGGACUUAGAGAGUAGGAUGUUUAGGGGACAGAACCUGAUAUCAACACACAGGCCCUAUAACAAUCACAUGACUGUAGUGGGCAGUAAUAUUUGAUAUGUGUAUAUACAGUAUAUUAUAUAUACAUCACAUGCCACUCGUAAAUAGACUAAGCAAUUAGCCAAUUAAAAUGUUCAUCUGACUCCAUAAAGAUAAUUAAAAUAUACAAUCAAGCAUUAGUCAAUGAGUUGAUGUUGACUAGCAAGAAUUGGUCUGAGAAUUGCCUAUAUCAAAGGCAGAUAUUUAAUUAACAUUGUAAAAUGAAUGGAUUCACAUACAAGGCAUAAAGCUUAAGUUACAAAGCAUUAACAAGCAUUACAAAGCAUACUUCUAGGCAUAUAGAUCCUAAGGUUAACUUAGAAGACAAAGCAUGAACAAAGAGAUGCCUAGUAGGCCAGAGGCCUAGAAGCCUAAGAAAUGAGAAUUGAUCAUACAACCUUCCUCCAUGGACUGGAUACAGCAUAAGAGCAAGAACAAAGGCAUUUAAUUCCAUUUAUAACAUCUGAAAGUGUAACCUUUCAACCUAAAACCAACCACCAUUGACCAAUCAAACGAUACCAAGUUUACAGUAACGUAAACACUCCCAGGCCCAAUCUCCACAGGGUGUCACAGCAUCUAAAGGCUUGUGUGGGGGAUGAGACCAAUGUAAAUAAGACAUAAUUCCUGAGAAGACAAAACCUUUGCAUAAUAGAGUAAUUUAGAGUUCACCCUGUACAGAUACAAGUAACAACAUAGAUAAUACAUCCAUAUAGAUAGCAUCAGAGUUAUCCUCAGUGAACAAGUUUCAGAUAGAUACCAAACAUGGAUAAUAUAGUAUUAUUCUAUCACUCAUUCAAUAGCCAGUCGUCUGGAUACUGUAACAGAGAGAUACAUUUUGGCCCCUCAGAGGGGGAAGCGCUAACUAGUCCAUGAGCAUUGUCCUUUGUGCUUUCCUUGUGUUCCUGGACCAUUUGCCAUGCAACUCCAGGUGUCAGAGAGCACAUAAAGUAGGGCAGAGCCUACAUGACCAACAAAAUACCUCCUGAAAAAACAAAUUAAAUGAAUGUGGUUUUAAUGUAUUUAUUUAUACAGAGAGUAUGUGAACGUUUGUUUGUCCUUGAUCCCGCUCAGACACUGGAGGGAGCUGAUGGAGAGGACUAACACAAGCUUUGAGAUGAAUCCAGACACCUUCACUCUGGAGAACAUGUUUGCCAUGGAGCUGAACAAGUAUGGCAAUGUAAUCGGUGAGAUUGUCACCUCAGCUGUCAAAGAGCUCAGCAUUGAGAAGGCAAGCAACCCCUUUAGGACUGUUAUUUCAUCACACAAAGCUGAAAUUGUACAAUUCUCUUUGCGGUGUGUUCAACAUUGUAUGGUCAGUAUCAAUAACUAAACAUUGAGUUUAUAUGUCAUUUACAUUGUGGUAAUGUGUGUCUGUGUGUGUGUGUGUGUAUACAGGGAGUGAAGGAGGUGGUGGAGACCUGGGAGAAUAUGAAGUUUAGUGUGCAGCGCUACUUCAAAGGCACCCAGGAACGUGGCUCAAUCCUGGGGGUGGUGGACGAGAUCCUGCAGAACCUGGAUGACAAUGCCAUGAACCUCCAGAGCAUGGCAGGCAGCCGCUUCGUAGGGCCCUUCCUGGCCACCAUACAACAGUGGGAGAAGAGCCUGUCCCUCAUCAGCGAAGUCAUAGAGGUCAGUCAAUGUGUGCGUCCCAAAUAGCACCCUAUUCCCUAAAUAGUGCACUACUUUUUACCAGGGUCCAUAGUGCACUAUGUAGGGAAUAGGGUGCCCUUUGGGACGUAGCCAGUGACCUUUGGGUCAUAGAUCACGGAAGAGUUAAAAUACUGUUGCGUUCACCUCUCAUCACAAGUUCAUUGUCAUUUGAAACCACCGUUGAGUAUAAUGGUAACCACCCAUACAGGAUCUGUGAUGAAAUGAUAUGGCAUCUCCUAAGGUUUGGAUGCUGGUGCAGCGCAAGUGGAUGUACCUAGAGAGCAUCUUCAUUGGAGGGGAUAUCCGCUCUCAGUUACCUGAGGAAGCCAAGAAAUUUGACAACAUUGACAAAAUGUUCAAAAAGGUGAUUGACUUGACUCCCACUUCUAUUAGAACAUAAUUAAACACAACACAUAAUGCUUUUAGACAGUAUUGUCUUACUUAGUUUUGUGUGCUUGCAUGGUCUACUCUAGAUCAUGACAGAUACAGUGAAGGACCCAGGAAUUAAGAGGUGCUGUCUGGUGCCCAACCGGCUGGCUGACCUGCAGAGUCUGAGUGAUGGUCUGGAGCGCUGCCAGAAGAGUCUCAACGACUACCUGGACUCCAAACGCAAUGCCUUCCCUCGCUUCUUCUUCAUCUCCGACGACGAGCUGCUCAGCAUCCUGGGUAGCAGCGACCCUGUCUGCGUCCAGGAGCACAUAAUCAAGGUACUGUAGCAUGUCACUACAGGCCAGAGAUGGUUCUCUUCAAGUGAUCAAGGUGUAGUCAAAUUUGUGGCUCUUCUUGCUCAAGAUUUUAAGCAAGGAUUAGACGGGUACUGUAAACCUGCUCUUUUCUUCUGGUAAAAGUUGGCUCCUAAAGUGUGUGGAAUUAACGUUGCAAUUUUCUCCCUUUUUCCUCCCACCCAGAUGUAUGACAACAUAGCGUCUCUGCGGUUUGACGUGGGGAGUAACGGGGAGACGGUGGCGGGGGCCCUGGUGUCUGCGGAGGGAGAGGUGAUGGACCUGAAGCAGCCGGUGCCAGCCGAGGGCCGGGUGGAGGACUGGAUGACUGGAGUACUGCUGGAGAUGAGGAGGACCAACAGACUCAUCACCAAGGAAGCCAUCUUCCGCUACUGUGAAGACAGGGGCAGGUCAGUGUGUUUCAGAAACUGACCUACUUCUGUCUUCAAAGUAAAACUUUGUCUGUGUAUAAGAUGCCUGUGAAAUAUUCAGCAGCACCAGUCCAUAGUGUGUGAAAGAUGAUACUUGAUAUUGUUCAAAAAGGAGAUGAACCUAACGUUGUGGUGUGUUUCCCUCAGGAUUGACUGGAUGUUGCUGUACCAGGGGAUGGUGGUGCUGGCUGGGAACCAAGUGUGGUGGACCUGGGAGGUGGAGGAUGUCUUCCAGAAGGUGAAGAAGGGAGACAAGCAAGCGCUGAAGAACUACGCCAAGAAGAUGCACCUGCAGAUAGACGAGCUGGUGACACGCAUUACUCAGCCCAUGAAGAAGAACGACCGAAGCAAGAUCAACACUGUCCUCAUCAUCGACGUCCAUGCCAGAGACAUUGUGGACAACUUUGUCCGGGACAGGUAGGGAACAACAUAGUGCUUUGUUAUUACACUUACUGUACUGCAUGUAGUGACAUAUGACUUCAAAUGAAAAGAAGAUUAUUUUAUCCUAAUUUCUCUCUCAUGCAGUAUAAUGGACGCCCGUGAGUUUGAGUGGGAGAGCCAGCUGAGGUUCUACUGGGACCGGGAGCCCGAUGAUCUGUUUGUGCGCCAGUGCAGCGCUGCUUUCUCCUACGGUUAUGAGUACAUGGGGCUGAAUGGUCGUCUGGUCAUCACCCCGCUGACUGACCGCAUCUACCUCACCCUCACACAGGUACAAUACCUGAACCUCAGAAAGCUUUGUCAGUCUGUAUUUACACACUGUUUAAUGAUGGAGGUGUAUGAUUUUGUCUAACUGUAACUACCACUGUGUUUGGGCUUGCCUCAGGCCCUGUCCAUGUACCUGGGUGGAGCCCCCGCGGGGCCGGCUGGAACAGGGAAGACAGAGUCCACCAAGGACCUGGCCAAGGCUCUGGGCCUGCUGUGUGUGGUCACCAACUGUGGAGAGGGCAUGGACUACAUGGUGAUGCCCCUCCUCACGCCAAAAUGAAAGCUUUAUUUCCUCUAUUGUAGUCCACAUUAAUAGUUUCUUUAUUUACCUUGUGUAUUAAUUUAUCAUGCUUCUCCUCUCCUCUGUCUUCCCCCUCCUCUGUGUCCAGGCUGUGGGGAAGAUCUUGUCUGGCCUGGCCCAGUGUGGUGCCUGGGGCUGCUUUGAUGAGUUCAACCGCAUCGAUGCCUCUGUGCUGUCUGUCAUCUCCUCCCAGAUCCAGACCAUCCGCAACGCUCUCAUCCUGCACCUCAAGAGGUUCCAUGUAAGUUAUUAUGACACACUGUCAUCUCUUCGAUGUUUGGAGACUGCCUGGACAGUUCUGGAUUGGGAGAGGGUGAUACUAAAACCUUGCAAUUUGAGUAGGUAGCCACAAAACGUUUUCCCUAAAGACUGUUGGUGACAUUGACUCAGGACGCUUUGAACUCAGUACCCUCUAUGUGUUGUGGGUGUCAGUUUGAGGGCCAGGAGAUCAGCAUGGACGACCGCAUGGGCAUCUUCAUCACUAUGAACCCUGGCUACGCUGGACGCACAGAGCUGCCUGAGUCAGUCAAAGCCCUGUUCAGACCUGUGGUGGUCAUCGUCCCAGACCUGCAGAUGAUCUGUGAGAUCAUGCUCUUCUCAGAGGGAUUCCUCUUGGCCAAGGUGAGCAGCACAUCCUCUCAUCAACACACACUCACUCUCACAUACACACACACACACAAAUACACAUACAAAGUUGUAGAUAAAUGUUGUGUCUGACAUUGUUAAACACACACUCACUCAGUUAGUCAUCUUCUUUUGAAUGUAGAUUCUGGCCAAGAAGAUGACGGUGCUGUACAAGCUGGCCAGGGAGCAGCUGUCUAAGCAGUUCCACUAUGACUUUGGCCUGCGGGCUCUUAAAUCUGUGUUAGUGAUGGCAGGAGAACUGAAGAGAGGCUCACCAGACCUCAAUGAGGUAAAAUUCUGGAAAGUCCACUGUGAUACGAUUCCUCUGUGUUGCACUUACAGUAAGGAGACAAAGAGAGCAUUUAUGAUUUUCUGGAGGUUUUGGGUGGUUUUAUUUCUAUGCCCUUGAAGACAUCUUUGACAAUCACUCUCUUUCUCUCUACCUCUGUCUUUUUUCAUUCUCUCUCCCGUUCUCCUUCCUCACCUCCUCACCCUCUCUCUCCCCUUUUCUCUCUCAGGAUGUGGUGUUGAUGCGUGCCCUGCGUGACAUGAACCUGCCUAAGUUUGUGUUUGAGGAUGUGCCUCUGUUCCUAGGGCUGAUCUCAGACCUGUUCCCGGGGCUUGACUGCCCCCGUGUGUGCUACCCCAGCUUCAAUGAUGCUGUGGAGCAGACCCUGAUGGAGAACAAAUACCUUAUCCUGUCCAACCAGGUGCCCUGGCUACCCAUCUCUGUCUCAACUUGAAAUCUCAGGGCAUAGGCAACUUUGUGAAAAUGACCAUACGCAUUGAAAGAUGACAAAGUGGAGAUGUUGAUAAGUCCCUCUUCCUAAUGCUGAGUGUCUGUGGUGUUCAGGUGGACAAGGUGGUCCAGAUGUAUGAGACCAUGAUGACCAGACACACCACUAUGGUGGUGGGCCCCACAGGUGGAGGCAAGUCAGUGGUCAUCAGCACCUUGUGCCAGGCCCAGACCAGGUCAGUGCCUCUCAGACCACUGUGACAGCUGGCAUCACAACAGCCUGGCUUCUCAAAGCGUUCAACGGAGAGUGUUUUUAGGGAUAGUAGCCCUCAUAAUUGUGGUUGUUUUCCUACCUACAGGUUAGGCUUGGUGACCAAGCUGUACUCCCUGAACCCUAAAGCCAUGAGUGUCAUCGAGGUGUACGGCAUUCUGGACCCUGUCACCCGAGACUGGACUGAUGGGAUACUGUCCAACAUCUUCAGAGACAUCAACAAGCCCACCGACAAAAAGGAGAGGAGGUAAAGACCAUGUCACUGCCAUUCCCUUGUAGAAUUCAACCUGAAUUUUCUAGGUAUUUUGUUGUAUCCAAUGCUAUAUACACUACCAGUCAAAAGUUUGGACACACCUACUCAUUCAAGGGUUUUUCUUUAUUUGUGCUAUUUUCUACAUUGUGGAAUAAUAGUGAAGACAUCAAAACUAUGAAAUAGUUAAACAAAUCAAAAUAUAUUUUAUAUUUGAGAUUCUUCAAAUAGCCACCCUUUGCCUUGAUGACAGCUUUGCACACUCUUGGCAUUCUCUCAACCAGCUUCAUGAGGUAGUCACCUGGAAUGCAUUUCAAUUAACAGGUGUGCCUUCUUAAAAGUUAAUUCAUUUUUUUUUCGUCUUAAUGCGUUUGAGCCAAUCAGUUCUGUUGUGACAAGGUAGGGGGGUAUACAGAAGAUAGCCCUAUUUGGUAAAAGACCAAGUCCAUAUUAUGGCAAGAACAGCUCAAAUAAGCAAAGAGAAACGACAGUCCAUCAUUACUUUACGACAUGAAUGUCAGUCAAUACGGAACAUUUCAAGAACUUUGAAAGUUUCUUCAAGUGCAGUCGCAAAAACCAUCAAGUGCUAUGAUGAAACUGGCUCUCAUGAGGACCGCCACAGGAAUGGAAGACCCAGAGUUACCUCUGCUGCAGAGGAUAAGUUCAUUAGUUACCAGCCUCAGAAAUUGCAGCCCAAAUAAAUGCUUCACAGAGUUCAAGUAACAGACACAUCUCAACAUCAACUGUUCAGAGGGGACUGUGUGCAUCAGGCCUUCAUGGUCGAAUUGCUGCAAAGAAACCACUAUUAAAGGACACCAAUAAGAAGAAGAGACCUGCUUGAUCUAAGAAACACGAGCAAUGGACAUUAGACCGUUGGAAAUGUGUCCUUUGGUCUGGAGUCCAAAUUGGAGAUUUUUGGUUCAAACCGUUGUGUCUUUGUGAGACGCUGUGUCGGUGAACGGAUGAACUCUGCAUGUGUAGUUCCAACCAUAAAGCAUGGAGGAGGAGGUGUUAUGCUGUGGGGGUGCUUUGCUGGUGACACUGUCUGUGAUUUAUUUAGAAUUCAAGGCACACUUAACCAGCAUGGCUACCACAGCAUUCUGCAGCGAUAUGCCAUCCCAUCUGGUUUGGGCUUAGUGGGACUAUCAUUUGUUUUUCAACAGGACAAUGACCCAACACACCUCCAGGCUGUGUAAGGGCUAUUUUACCAAGAAGGAGAGUGAUGGAGUGCUGCAUCAGAUGACCUGGCCUCCACAAUCCCCUGACCUCAACCCAAUUGGGAUGGUUUGGGAUGAGUCGGACCGCAGAGUGAAGGAAAAGUGGGGACUCCUUCAAGACUGUUGGAAAAGCAUUCCAGGUGAAGCUGGUUGAGAGAAUGCCAAGAGUGUGCAAAGCUUUCAUCAAGGCAAAGGGUGGCUAUUUGAAGAAUCUCCAUUUUGAUUUGUUUAACACUUUUUUGGUUACAACAUGAUGCUAUAUGUGUUAUUUCAUAGUUUUGAUGUCUUCACUAUUAUUUUACAAGGUAGAAAAUAGUAAAAAUAAAGAAAAACCCUUGAAUGAGUAGGUGUGUCCAAACUUUUGACUGGUACUGUAUACAUAACGUUAGUCAGGUCCACAAUUAUUGUAAAAAUGUAUAAUACAAAUACUGAGCUAGCUAUAUUGUAUGAAGAAAGAAAAAGGGACAAUUAUAUAAUUUUAUACUAAUACAAUUGCUCUAUUUUCAUGUAAUCUGACCAUAGCACCAGUUCCAAUCCAAGUGACAAUGCCGGUAGCAAACUCCAGGCGUUUACAUUUGUUGGAUGACAUGAAAAUAGAGCUCUUUGACCACGCACACCAAUAAGGAAAUAAGGGGGCGUAAGCAGAAAAUAACCCCAUACCCAUUACCUACUGUAAAAUAUAGUGUUGGAUCUUUAAUGUUAUGGGGCUAUUUUGCUUCCACUGGUCCUGGGGCCCUUGUUAAUGUCUACGGCAUUAUGAACUUUACCCAACACCAGGACAAAAAGCUGGUUGCCUCUGCCAGUAGGAUGAAACUUGUCCGCAAGGGGAUCUUACAGCAAAACAAUAACCCCAAGCACACAUCAAAAUCCACAAAGAAAUGGUUAAUUGACCACAAAAUCAACAUUUUGCAAUGGCCAUCUCAGUCUCCUUUUGACACAUAUCUUUUUGAGAAAAAAAUAUUACUUGUAAAACAAAAUCACUUUCUCUGAACAAUUGUAUUAGUAUAAAAUAAUAUAAUUUCCAUAAUUUCCAUACAGUAUAGCACAGUAUUAGUAUUAUUUAUUUUAUACAGUCUUUUUUGCUAAUCAUAAUCAAGGGUGCCAAUAAUUUGGGACAUGACUGUAUAUCUCUUGUUGACACAUGAACCCUUAACUACAGGUACAUCCUGUUUGAUGGGGACGUGGAUGCUCUGUGGGUGGAGAACAUGA